This is a messenger RNA of Lethenteron reissneri (Far Eastern brook lamprey), 2575 nucleotides long. RefSeq names its product SKI family transcriptional corepressor 1-like. NCBI's taxonomy places the organism in Eukaryota, Metazoa, Chordata, Hyperoartia, Petromyzontiformes, Petromyzontidae. Gene Ontology annotation, biological process: negative regulation of transcription by RNA polymerase II; negative regulation of BMP signaling pathway. The record is from RefSeq and is a predicted model, not a curated record. Gene Ontology annotation, molecular function: SMAD binding; DNA-binding transcription factor activity, RNA polymerase II-specific; RNA polymerase II cis-regulatory region sequence-specific DNA binding. Gene Ontology annotation, cellular component: transcription regulator complex; cytoplasm; nucleus.
GGAGGGGGCGCGGUGAGGGGAGGGGGUGUAGGAGGAGGAGGAGGGCAGCGGCGUUUAACAGAUUCACUCGGCGUGAGCGCGAUCGGCACAACUCGCGAGCGAGCGGACGCGGCGUGCGAUUCGCGACCGCGGGGUUUCUAUCGCGCGCUCUUCCCCUACCACCCUCCCCCCCUCGGCGCGCCCCCAUCACCCGUACAAUCGUCGUCUCUCCUUCACGCAAAGCAGGCGCGAGCACCGCGUCUAUCGCACAGCCUUCGCGCCCGUGAGAUCCUUCGUAAUCCCCGCCGCCGCUGUUCGCCGCUGUUCGCCGCUCACGUGGGGUCGCGUCGGGCGGCCGCGCCCGUGGGAACAGCUGUCGCGAAAGCUCUCGCGGACGCGAUAUCGUCCCUGAGGCGAGCGGACGAGCGAGCGGACGAGCGAGCGGGAGGGAGGAGGGCGAGAGGGGAGCGGAGGGGGGAGAACGAGGGAGGGAGCCAGCGGACGAAGGAACGAAAAAUAAACCCGUGAUUUGUUAAGUGACCCUGAGAUAGACAGAGUGAAAGAGAGAGAGAGAGACGCGAUCACAAAAAAACCCACGGACAUCGCUUACUCCCGUCUCGCCAUGGAAGCCCUCUCGGGUCACAUGUCGGCCGCGGGUGGACCGGGUUGUGGGCCGCACCCGCAGGGCGCUCCCAAAUCACCCGAAAUGCGCCUCAUGGAGCCGCACUACGGAGGCGGUCGCGGCGGAGGUCCCUCGCUCAAACCCAACCAGGUCCGCGAAGUCACCCUCUACGGAGUCCCCAUCGUCUCGCUCGUCAUCGACGGCCAGGAGCGCCUGUGCCUGGCGCAGAUCUCCAACACGCUGCUCAAGAACUUCAGCUACAACGAGAUCCACAACCGGCGCGUGGCGCUGGGCAUCACCUGCGUGCAGUGCACGCCCGUGCAGCUCGAGGUGCUGAGACGCGCGGGCGCCAUGCCCGUGUCGUCGCGCCGCUGCGGAAUGAUCACGAAGCGCGAGGCCGAGCGGCUGUGCAAGUCGUUCCUGGGCGAGUGCGCGCCGCCGCGGCUGCCCGAGAACUUCGCCUUCGACGUGUCCCACGACUGCGCCUGGGGCUGCCGCGGCAGCUUCAUCCCCGCGCGCUACAACAGCUCGCGCGCCAAGUGCAUCAAGUGCACCUCGUGCGGCCUCUACUUCUCGCCCAACAAGUUCAUCUUCCACUCGCACCGCACGCCCGACGCCAAGUACACGCAGCCCGACGCCGCCAACUUCAACUCGUGGCGCCGACACAUGCGGCUCACCGACAAGAACCACUCGGACGACCUCCUGCACGCCUGGGAGGACGUCAAGGCCAUGUUCAACGGCGGCUCUCGCAAGCGCACGCUGCCGCCUUCCUCCAGGAUCUCCGGCGGCGGAGGAGGAGGAGGCGGAGGAGGAGGCGGGGGAGGUGGAGGAGGAGGUGGCGGAGGCGGCGGUGGCUCGGGACGCGGCCACGGAUUCGGCCUGGGUCCCAUGCUGAGCCAGACCAUGGCCGGGGGCCCCAAGCGCCUGCGGCCGUGCGACGAGGACGAGGCGGCCGCGCUGGGCCUGGCCGAGGGCGUGCGCAGCUACCCCGUGAUCCCCGUGCCCAGCAAGACGUUCGGCAGCGUCCUGCAGAAGCUACCCGCGCCCGUCUUCCCCAGUCCCUACGGCUUCCCCGCAUUCGGCCUCUGCCCCAAGAAGGACGACGCCGCCUCCGCGGCGGCAGCCGCUGCCGCCGGCGGCCGCCGCCGCCGCCGCAGCUGCCGCGGCCGUCGGGCCCCCUCCGCAGCAGCCCCCCAAAUACCCAAACUUCUCGGGCAUCUUCUGGCCACCCCACGGCGGCCUCAAAGACGCGGUGGUCUACCCGUCCUUCCACAUGUUCUGGCCGACUCGCAACGGCGCCACCCUGAGCGCCGUGCCCGGAUACCCGCAGCUGCAGCCACCGCCCGCGCUGCAGCAGCAGCAGCAGCAGCAGCUGCUAUCCGAGGCGCACAAGCGGCACGGGGAGCAGCAGAGAGGCGGGGGAGACGGCUCGGAGCAGAGCGACAUCAGCUUCGCGGAGAGCGAGCACUCGCGCCACGAGGACAACCGCUCCGGGGAGGAGACGCGCGCCUCCUCGCUGGGGGACGGGCACCUCUCGGCGGCGUCUCCGAUGCGCAAGCAGAGCGCGCCCGGCGGCGUCGCGACCACGAGCUACCUCUCGGCCUUCCGGCCCGUGGUGAAGGACGCGGAGAGUUUCGCGAAACUUUACGGCAACCGCGACGCGUUCGGCGCUGGCGGCAUCGGCUGCAUCGGCGGCGCGGGGAUCCUCGGCGGUGUCGGUGGCGGUGGCGGGGUGGUGGUGGUGGCGGCCGGGGGAGGAGGAGGAGGUGGAGGAGGAGGAUGGCGGGAUGGGGAGGCACUGCGUCUUGUCCCCGGACCUCCUGAGCGAACCGUCGUCCUACCACUCGGAGAUGCUGAGCGACGGCGCGUGCAGCGAGGCGGAGAGCGAGCAAGACGUGGACGUGGAGUCUCACAAGCAGACGGAGGCGGAGGACGAGGUGGAGGAGGAGCUCCUGCCCCAAGACGACGCCGUGG